GUAAGAGAAGACAUUUUGUGGAAAGAGAGUUGAGAGGAUACACACCAUUCAAGAGUGGAAGCAGGGCCCGAGUGUACGGUCUCUUCAGCAUUAACGUUAUCCGAUGUACAUGUAAUACCGAUAAGGGGCAGUUUAAGACGGUUAAUUAUUAUAAUUUAUUUCUGUAUUCUGACAGUCCCUUGAUUUUAACAUUAAAUAUCUAGUUCCGUCGGUUUGGCGGGGCCAAUCACAUUCAUCAGUUAGUUAGCUAGCUAGCUCACGAUCCACAUUGCUUGGCUAGCAAGCAAAAAGCUAGCGGUUAGCUAGCAAGACACCAGAGUUCACCGGCGAUAUCUCCCCAUUCCUCGGCGAGCAGACCCACUGCAGAGACAGAAUGGCGUUGAAACGAAUUCACAAGGAGUUGACUGAUUUGGGCCGGGACCCUCCAGCACAGUGUUCUGCAGGACCAGUGGGGGAUGACUUGUUUCAUUGGCAAGCUACUAUUAUGGGACCUAAUGACAGUCCUUAUCAAGGGGGCGUAUUCUUCUUGACCAUUCAUUUUCCUACAGACUACCCAUUCAAACCGCCUAAGGUUGCUUUCACCACAAGAAUUUAUCACCCGAAUAUUAACAGUAACGGCAGCAUCUGUUUGGAUAUUCUAAGAUCACAGUGGUCGCCAGCAUUAACUAUUUCUAAAGUUCUCUUGUCCAUUUGUUCACUGUUAUGUGACCCAAACCCCGAUGACCCGCUAGUGCCAGAGAUAGCUCGCAUAUACAAAACAGACAACGAAAAGUACAACAGAAUAGCUCGGGAAUGGACUCAAAAUGAAUUGGCACCCCUCAUCCACUCCCUGCCGUCUCAGACCAAAUUAGUUCUUUUGUUCAGUUGUUUUGUGUCCCUUUUUAAAAUGUCAUGCUACAAAGAAGGAGAUGUCAUAGCAAAAUCACUUUUUAUUCAUCUUUAAUAAUAUGCCCUUGGGUCUAGACUAUAGAGCAUGUAUUAAACUCCCAGGCACUUCUUAAUGACGUUAAAAGAAGACAAUAAAAAGAAGCGGAUAAGUCAUCAGUCGCUUUUAACUCACGCCACAUACCGGAGGUGCUAUAAAAGAAAAAUACAGGAAAUGGUCCUUCAUGAGCGAUCUAUUGCUGGGUUGGCAGUCACAUUUUUAUAAGCUUUUACAAUAGCAAUGAUACAGUCUGUGAAAUGUAAUAAUACUCUUGCUUAUAACUGACUGUUUAAGUGGACAAAGUUAGUCCCAUUAUUACAUCAGCAGUUACAAAGAAUAUGAAAUCUAUUUUAUGCAUGUCAGUGGGGACAAGAAGUCAACUGGUGGUUCGCUGAAAAAGGCUCUUUGCUAACAGUGUUAAGCCAAAAAGGCGUGUCCACUUAAUUUGAGGACUUUUAUUUUGUUAUUCCCUUCCCUGCCCCCCACCCCAUUGUUUUUAAAUAAGGAGAUCACCUUUCUCCCCGACUCACACUGUUUGCUUGUUGCACUGAAUAUAUGAUUCGAAGCUCUUGAUUGAUGACCGAUCAGCUAAUAGCUCUACUAGCUGUUGAUUUUGUUUUCUCAAUAAAGUUGGUAAAAGUACAAUACAACAA
Molecule: messenger RNA, 1578 nt
Organism: Electrophorus electricus (electric eel)
Lineage: Eukaryota; Metazoa; Chordata; Actinopteri; Gymnotiformes; Gymnotidae
Gene: ube2d2l
Product: ubiquitin-conjugating enzyme E2D 2 (UBC4/5 homolog, yeast), like
Source: RefSeq, a predicted model, not a curated record